This is a messenger RNA of Tripterygium wilfordii, 1726 nucleotides long. RefSeq names its product zinc finger CCCH domain-containing protein 6. The transcript has 4 exons. The record is from RefSeq and is a predicted model, not a curated record. Gene Ontology annotation, molecular function: metal ion binding. Lineage: Eukaryota; Viridiplantae; Streptophyta; Magnoliopsida; Celastrales; Celastraceae.
GCGUCAUUUUUGUUUUAAACUCCGAGAGGAAAACCACGCGCAUUCGGCGCGUGACGCAAACACGUUGAAUAAAUAAUUGGAGAAAUGCAGACGGAGAGGAAGAUUUGCGAAUCGAUUGAAGAAAGCGGAAAUCAAGACCAGAGGAUCUAGGGUUUCCUUCGAUCUCUCUGUGCAUGUAUGUAUCUUUAUCGAUGAUUGAAAGGUUUGAUCUUGAUAGCCUAUUAGUCUAGUUAGGGUUUCGAAUCUGAGAAUAGCGUUCCAUCCCAUCCGAUUAGAACCCAAAAUUGUUUAAUCUGAGACCGUCACAGAUAUAAAUAACUGAGAAUCGAAGCAAGACAAAUCGAUUUCAAUUUUGUGAUCUGUAAAUAUGCGGGGAUUGCGCAAAUCGAAAAGGAUUUCUUGGGCACCGGAUGAUAAUCUAUGUCAGGUUAGAUUAUUUUUAUCAGAAGAAGCUCCUUCACAAGUUGGGUUUGGCACUCAAGAUCACCUCCAAGCAAAGGCAUCAUGGUCAACGCACCCAACUGGAUUUGCUGUUGAAGAUGCUCUGCCACCUGGCUUUGAAAGAGCCCAUCCUGCAAACCAGUUACACAUCAACUUGUCUGAAAUCCCUAUAAUCAAAUGGAGAUUUCCUCCAAGGUUUGAAUUGAACUUCACUUGGCAAGUGGUUGCUGGUGAAGAAAGCAAAGAGGUUGAGGCUCAAAAGCAGAGAGAGAUGAGGAUGCUUGAAGCAUAUUAUCCGCGUCCAUCGGCCAUACCUCCCAACCCCUCUGUUUCGGCAGAUGUUCAAGAGUCGCAUUAUACUGAUGAUCAGCAAACUCCCUCGAUCCCAAUUACUCCUAUUGAAGACGAAGAUGCCCCGGUUGAUGCACCAUCUCAUUCAAUGGCACAAUAUGACAUACCCAUGGGCUCGCAGUCCUCUAUAUUGACUUCCGGAAUUUCGGCUCCCCUCCAAGGUUGUAUCCCUAGCAUGCACAAUGUUAUUGGUGGAGAGAAACCAGGAGCAGGAACAGUCCUUGGUGUUGAACCAGAUGUGUUAUCUGCUGCCAUGAAUGCAAUUUCGAGAAAUGACCAUGAAAAUAUUGAUCAGGACCUACUCGUGAAAAUUCUCAGCAACCCAGAACUGAUCAGGAAAUUGCUUGCAGAUCAUGGAGCAGCCUCCAAUACAUCGAGCACACCCAUCCAAAAUUUGGUGCCAGUACCUUCAUCAGCUCCACCUCCUCCACCUGUAGCUUUGUCAAAUCCAGCUCAUGUCCGCAACAGUAGAAUAGAAACGAAUAUCGUUACGUCAGUUCCAUCGUCAAGUGCCUCAUGGUAUCCGCAGCCAAAUGGAGUUGGACCUAAUCCUAAUGUACGGUUUCCCUCUCCUGCAUUUACCCCAGUUUCAUCUUCACCUUCCAUGGGAGUUCCUUCGGCCAAGGAUGUAAACUAUUAUAAGAAUUUGAUUCAGCAACAUGGAGGGGAAAGACAAGAACUCCCCCACCAGCAAUUUGGGAACCGGUAUAGUCACCAGCCAACGAUAAACCAAGAAUCAGCGAAUGGUUCUAGACCAAGGGAUUCAAAACCGAAGAUAAUGAAGCCUUGUAUUUAUUUUAACAGUCCGAAGGGAUGCUGGCAUGGAGCCAACUGUGCAUACCAGCAUGAUGCAGCAGCUCAGCAGAGAGGCAGUGCCAUGCCGGAGAUGCAGAGUGCCAAGAGAAUGAAAAUGGAUAGGUAGAUCAGCGGCUAA